Molecule: messenger RNA, 2509 nt
Organism: Drosophila busckii
Lineage: Eukaryota; Metazoa; Arthropoda; Insecta; Diptera; Drosophilidae
Gene: RASSF8
Product: transcription factor mef2A
Exons: 5
Coding region: 285-2105 (606 amino acids)
Biological process (GO): signal transduction
Source: RefSeq, a predicted model, not a curated record
AAAUAGUUUAUUAAAAAUGUCAAGCGCAUAGUUUUAGUAUGUGUUUAAAAAGCUUAUGGCUCGGCAUAUCAUGUGAACAAAAAAGUGCGUCCUAAAACGCUAAAAUACUACUGUGCAACGAAACGAAAAGUGAAUCAGAACACAUACACACACACACACAAUAACAAUAUCAACAAGCGCACGCUUCGUUGCCCCCGCGACAGCCCCAGCCCUCCAAGAAAUCGAAAUCAAAACCAUUAACUAGUUGGUCAUUUGUUCUGCUGGUUACAAACGAAAAAAUCAAAAUGGAGCUGAAAGUAUGGGUGGAGGGCAUACAGCGCAUUGUAUGUGGUGUUACUGUGAAUACAACCUGUCAGGACGUGGUCUUUGCCUUGGCACAUGCCACAGGCAAAGUGGGUCGCUUUACCUUGAUUGAACGCUGGCGUAAUAAUGAACGACAUCUCGCCCCCAACGAGAAUCCCAUGAAGCUAUUGCUUAAAUGGGGCGAGUAUGCAAAUGAUGUGCAGUUUAUAUUGCAACGCUCCGAGAACAAGCAGCAAGCAACAACAGCACAGCAGCAGCAGCAUCAGCAGCAACAACAACAAUCGAUUAACAAUGCAAACAAUAAUAAUGUUUAUGCUGUCAUGGCAACGAAGAAGCCGCUAGGACUUAGUAACACCAACAACGAGAGCAAUGUAGUGCAGCCACCGCCCACUUUGCAAAAGCAAAAAUCUAGCGUAGAGCUUAGCUAUCGCAAUAAGGAAUUGAAAAAGAGUUUUGGCGGCUACGAUGCUAAGCAACUAGACAACAUUGGCAUAGUCAAAGGCAUUCCACAGCUCCAACAGCAGCAGCAGCAACAGCAACAACAGUUGCAGCCCAAACAUGAGAAAUCUCUAUCGAAUCCAUUGGACAUGACCAGCAGCACUACAGCAAACAAUGCGCCCGUUUUAAACGAUUAUAAUGAUUUCUAUAACAACAAUAGUAAUCAGCACAUUUACAGUCAGCUGAGCAAAUCUAGCAACGAACUGCGACGCGCCAGUCCCAACGAGCUGUGUUACAACAAUAACAACAACAACAAUAGUAUUAGCAACAGCAGCAAUGAACAUAUCUGCGACAUAUAUGCAAACAACAAUAACAACUCGCCCGAGCUAUACAAGCAAGCGCCAACGAUUUCGUCAAAUGGAGCACUAGUGCCACCGCCAUAUCGUGAUCCACCACCGCCGCGCAACAGUCCCAUGUGUCAGAGCCAACAGCGUUUUCCCAGCAGUAAUGCUGAGACCAUAUCCAAUGCAUCCUCCUCAACAAAUCCAUUUAUAAAUGACUAUGAACAGCACAAUAACAAUAAUAAUAGUGGCAGCAACAGCGUUAAUCAGUGCAUGGAUGAGGGCGAAAGCAUGUUUCAGGCCACGCAAUAUAAUGAUCUGUUGCAGCUCAUUAAGUUCCAGCGUGAGAAGAUUACAACACAGCAAAUGGAACUGCAAAAGUUUGAUACGGAGAUCGUGUUCUUGGAGAGCAAAGAGCGUGAUCAUGCGCUUGAGUUGGAGGCCAUAUCACGAGAGAUAAGCAAGGCGGAUCAAAUUUUUAGAAAAGGCAGUGAUCAGCUGCAAACGCUGCAGUAUGUGGAGGAGGAAAAUGAGUUGGUUAAACAGCAGGAAAAGACACUGAAAUCAGAAAUUGCGCUAUUACGCUCCAAGCUGGCAAACUGUGAGACGGAGCUGCUGCAAUGCAAGAAUAAAAUGCGUUUACUUAUGGAUGACAUUGAAUUGGAGCAGCAGAGCAAUAGGCAAACAGUAGAGCGUGACUUUCUAAUGGAAAUGGAGCGCAUACAGACUGACAUUGAUCAGGCGCUGCAUAAUACAGACACGUCUAACAAAACGGCUGAUAGUCUGAAAAAAGAGCUGCUUAUGAUUGAGCAUGCGAUUGUGGAGAAGAAGCGCCAAGUGGAGCAGCUUGUCAACGAAAUGAAGGAGGUGAAUCUGCAAAGUCUGACCGUAACCACCACCGAGGAGAUCAAACAUAUGCUCGAGGGGCAAAAUAAGCACAGCAGCCGUCGCAUUAUUGGCUCGCCACGUCAACUGGAGACGGCAGUGCCCACCAGCAAGAAUCCGCACGGCGUCUGGGUGUAAGCAACGAAUAUACACACACACACACAAUAUCUAGCAAAACUUUGGGAACAAAGACAAGGAAAUGAUUAACAUAUCUAGUACGAUCUGCAGUUGUACUUAUAUCACAAUAUUCGAACACAAAUUUAGAACGAUUUCUUUUACAAAUUGACAGAUAUUUGCAUAUUUUUCAAAACACACUACCUUAUGGAUCUCUAAAGCAAUGUUAAUUGUUACAAAUUUACACACACAUUCCCAUUUAAAAUCAUACACACAUACACACCUAACUGUUUAUUAGCAAACUACUGCACUAAUUUCGUUAGAAUUUUAUUAUAUUCACUUGACUAGUUAAUUAUUACUCUUAAAUAAUAUCACAAAUGCCUAGAAAAAAACAUUGCCACAUUCCCCAUACGUACUUUUUAUAUUUG